UAAGAGUGGAGUUCCUGCAACGAACCAACAACCUGAUCCCCACGAUUAACCGAUCAGUGUAAUUUCUGUGCUUUUGUUCAUCGGUUUCGUCUCAUUUUUACGUUAAAAGCUCGUGAUUUUUUGCCGGAAAUUGGUGCAAAAUUUAAAAUUCGCAGCCGCAUGCCGUCUACGUGUCCUACCAUGGUAAGAUGACCACUACCGCCACCAUCAGAAAGUCCUACGGCAAUAGAAAAUCGUACCCUUUUCCGGAAGAUUACCCGAUUCGAUCAUCGCGGCAAAAGAGUGGGUCAGUGAACAAUUUGCUGAAGCAAAAAAGUGAAGAUGUUAACAAAUUGAUCAAGUACAUUGACGAUAAUAUUGUGGGCAAGAGUAACGCCUUUUUGGGCCCUUUUGGACGACGCAAAGUUGUUUUUUGCGACUAUGCCGCCUCAGGAAGGUCGCUCCAGUUCAUCGAAGAGUACAUUCUACGAGAAGUACUCCCAACAUAUGGCAACACUCAUUUUACAACAAGCAUUUCGUCUCUACAAACCACCGUCUUCAGACAAGAAACUCGAGAAAUCAUACGGACGGCUGUAAACGCCUCAGAUGAAGAUGCGGUGAUUUUUUGUGGCCAUGGAUGCAUUGAUGCUCUCAACAAGCUGAUUUGGGCCUUAGAUAUUCGGGAAACUCCGGUCAUUUUUACCGGGCCGAGUGAGCAUCGAGAGAACUUGAUUCUGUGGGAAAAAACAGGCGCCAAGAUUGUCCGAAUUGCGGAAACCAAAGACGGUUUCCUGGAUCUGACCCAACUGGAAUACCAGUUGAAAUUGCACCAAAACUGCGAUCGUCAACUGAUUGGCUCCUUCUCACUGGCCUCCAGUGUUACUGGUAUUCUUUACGAUGACGUGGCAUGCACCAUUCUGCUUCAUCAAUAUGGGGCCUUGUCUUUUUGGGACUACAAUAUCGGAGCCCCCAAUGUCUACAUCGACAUGAAUCCGAGCGUUCAAGGAGUUGCAGACAACAAUCUGGCCAACAAAGACGCCAUCUACUUCUCUGGACACAAAUUUGUCGGUGGUGUUCAAACUCCUGGCAUUUUGAUUGCAAAGAAGCAGAUUUUCCGACGGGUGAACGCCUGCGAGCCGGACGGGUUCUUCGCCUCCAACGAGAGGGAAAAGGGCUUCGAGCUUCAGGAGGAGGGAAACUGUGCGGCCGUCGUGGAAUCCAUCCGGUUUGGCUUGAUAAUGCAACUGAAGGAAACGGUGUCGGCCACCAAUAUCCAACAGCGACAGGAAAAAAUUAAUAAGCAAAUGUUGCAACACAUUCGCACCAUACCGGAAAUAAUCCUCUUGGGCAACACCAGUCCCAACUUGAAGCGUCUCUCCGUAUUCUCCUUCCUGGUCAGACACCCGCGAGGAACUUUUUUGCAUCACAACUUCGUCUGCGCUGUUCUGAACGAUGUCUUUGGCAUACAAGCCCGAGCAGGAUGCCCCUGCUCUGGGGCGUACGCCCAAGAGCUGUUAGGCAUUGACGAAAUCCUCGCCGAUCAGUACGAAAAUAUCAUUCUGGAGGACAGGCGUCUUUCCAGCUUGAACUUGGGCGUCGAUAAUUCCACUUUGGAGCUACUCCGGCCAGGUUUCACCCGCAUAAGUCUUCCGUAUUUUGUGAACGAUGCCGAACUAGCUUUUGUGAUGGAGGCUGUGAAAAUGGUGGCCACUGAAGGUUGGAAACUGCUACCCCAAUAUAUCGUGGACUUGGAAACGGCGGAAUGGAGACAUCACACAAACGCCGUGCAAAGAGACCGGAAGUGGUUGUCUUCGAUCCGCUACGUUGAGGGCAAAAUGACGAUGAUUGAGAGGCGAAUCUCUGGGCCGGGAUUGUUCCCUCAAAGCCACUCGGAAUGUUUGCAAACUGCCAGAAAUCUGUUCAAUCGGGCUAGAAAGACGGCCAUUCGGCUUCCGUAUCAUGAUCAAGGAAUCAGCUUUGAUGGAAGAGGAGAAAAGUUGAGAUGGUUUAUGUUGCAAAACGAAGCUCAAGCCCUUCUAACUAGCAACGCGCAAACGGUAAAACAGAAAGUACCUUUCGAUCCCGGUUUUUACAUGACUGCCAGAAAGACUGAAAAACAUACUGAAGAAAUUCCCCACACCUCUACAAGCAUUCCUCAAUCCCAUAAUUUACCCAACAGCGGAGGAGGAUCGCCCAGACAUUACAGCUUGCCAUCGUUAGACGACCCCAAAGUCCUCACUUGUUCCUCGCCAGUGCCAUAUUUCUUGCAAGACGUGAACGGGCUGUACUAUCCGCAGAUUUCUCAGCAAACAGUCAACUUUGCUGUCGGCGAAUCGGUUAACUCGACCAAUUUGCAUCUGCAACAGCAAAACUUCGCUAGGGAUCGGUGCUUCAGCCUUGGUCACCCCAACGUUUCGCCUCCGGUGUUGAGCCCUCAGACUCGCGUCAGCCUCGGGAUUAGCGCCUUUAGGCAACGCCAGCUGAGCUGUAGCAGUCAAACCGAUUUCCAUUCGUCUGAUUCCGACGCGAAUCUUUCCCCUACUCAUAGUCUGAAUAUGUUGUCGACCAGCUCCUUUGAUUGUUGCCAAGAAGUGGAAGCGAGGACGGUCGCAGCGACUCAAUCUCAGCCAACGAAGUGGCCGAAUAUUUGGAAAAAAUCUCCAUUGAAAUGGCCAAUGAAGUGAAAUCGGAAAUUCGGGACGUGGUGAGUGCGGUGGAUGUUUUUAUCACGCCGGAGAGCAACCAUUUGAGCUACUCGAGAUCAAACCAUUGUGGCGAACCAAGAAUCAGUCCACCGCGGCGAGAAGAAAAUGUCUGCAGCAAUACGCCGGGAAGCAGCAGCGAUACUAUAAAUAACUUGAUAACGGCCCACAAGCCAGGCGAUGGAGGAGCGUCACCCAGGAAAGAAGCGCCAGAAGGCAAAAACAGAACGUUGCCGAUUUCCACUGUUACCAGCGUUAGCUCCCAGGACAGCGGAAUAAACCUGUCGUUCCACGAACAAGAUCAGUCGAUGGCAGGCCAGUUCAAGGCUCGAAGCAACUCCGACUCACGCGGCCACCGAAAGUCCGAGUCGGAAAUCCGAUUCUCCACGCUUCAGAUGAAAAGAUCUACAAUCCAGCGGGACUUGAGUGACGAUCCCAACACUUUGGAAAAUAUGGCGGCCAGGAAAUGGAGCUGCCCAGAGAAGAACUUGUGGAGUCCAGUCAUUCAAGCCAUCACCGAGUACAAGAUGAUUAAAGAUGGCGAUAAAGUCAUGGUGUGUCUCUCAGGAGGUAAAGAUUCACUCAGUUUGCUGCACACUUUACUGCAGUAUCAAAGCCAUGCCCAAAAGGAGGGAGUUUUGUUUAGCAUUGGUGCCAUAACAGUCGACCCAGACUCUUCAGGAUGCGAUCCGUGCACUCUCAUUCCGCACCUCAAGAGCCUGGGCGUCCACUAUAUUAUUGACGACAAAAAAUGCGACCCUGGAUAUAAAACUGAAAAAUGCGAAGAGGCCAAAGACAACCUUUCGAGCUUCUGUACAGCCGCUCUUAGGCACAGGCUGUAUUCGGCAGCCAAAAGCUCCGAGUAUAAUGUCUUGGCUAUUGGACAACAUUUGGAUGAUGUUUGCGAAAACUUCCUGCUGUCCGUUUUCCAUUUGGGAAAAAUGCGGACCAUGAGGGCGCACUAUUACAUUAAGGAGCAUGAUCUUCGGGUAAUUCGGCCCUUAGUUUACGUGCGGGAAAAGGCUGUACGACAAUUUGCUAGCAAUGAAAACUUGCCAAUAUCGACUGACCCUGCAAAUCCGAAUCUUUCAAAGGAGCGGCAACGAAUGAAGCAGCUGCUCACUCAACAGGAGAUUCUCUUUCCCAAUUUAUUUCUCAGCCUUAAGAACGCCCUGCAUCCCCUUAUCGGAUUCCAAAUCAAAGAAUGUGAGCUGAAGUGUCGACGCCUAUCGAAGAGCUGCAAAGAGCAAGAUGUUACUGAUUCUCAUGAAGAAACUGAUGAAGAGCCCACCAUCUCAGAUGACUGAUUUUUUUAUUUUAUUAGGAUUUUUUACAUUCAAUUUUAACGUGUUUGAUUUGGAAUUGUCCAAAGUACAAAUUGGCGACUUAAUUGAAAUUGUUUGAUUGUUAUUAUGAUUGAGUCUGGUUUGUUGAAGAAUUUUGAAAAAACGUGUGAUAAUUACAUUUGCUGCAGGCACAGAAUCAACAACUCAGAAGAAGAAGCAACUUCUGGUCUGUUUUACACCGAAAAUUAUGCAUUUUGCAGAUUUUUCUCGUAAAGAUAUUAGUCUUUUUCCGGUAAAACCAGUAACUAAUCUAGGUUUAGAGAUAAGUUCUUUUCCCGAUAUGCUAUUCCAAGCGAAUCUAAAUAGAUCCAGUCAAUUUAGGCUUAAAUGUUUAAGUGUCGCGUUCCAAAUUGGAACAUUGUAUGCAUUAGAUUAGCUCGGGAUAGCUUUACGUCCACAAGAUGAAGGUUCAUCGUUUGCUGAGUCCCUAGCAAACCACUAAGGCCUAAGCUGUAAAAUACAGUCUCUAUCUAUAUUCCACUUUUUCUUUUAAUUUUCAAAUUGCUUCUAGAAGUUUUUUGUAACACCUUUAUCAGAGAACCCCCUAUGUAUUGAUAAACGCUAUUUAUAUACAAAACGCUUUUUUUCUCAAUUUAUCAAAGAACUGUUGUUUUGAUAGUUUCAUAUUCCUCAUAAAUCUUAAGAAUGGUUUCAACUUGUGAAACGUAGUUAGUUUGUAAGAUCUUUGUCUUGGAUAGGUGCAAGAAGUGACUUAUAUAAUAUUUUAUAAUUGUUUUAACGAAAUGUUAUUUAAGAUUGUUAUAAAAUGAGCAAAAGUGAGAAUUUAAUUUAAAUACUUAAUAAAUAAACAUAGCAGA
Molecule: messenger RNA, 4845 nt
Organism: Dendroctonus ponderosae (mountain pine beetle)
Lineage: Eukaryota; Metazoa; Arthropoda; Insecta; Coleoptera; Curculionidae
Source: RefSeq, a predicted model, not a curated record